AUGUACAAGAAUAAGUCCAAUAUACCAUUGAAAUAUUCGACUAUUAUGACUAAAAGACUUAUGCAUAACCAAAAAUUAGCUGAACUUCCAAAAACAACUAGCUUUACUAAACACAUUAGUCCUGAUGGCAGAAUUCCAAAGCCCGAAGAUGCUAUAGCAAAUAAGGAUAAUAUCAUACAUGUUCCAAGAGUGUUACAAAAAGGAGGAUUUUCCUGGACUCUUCCAGAAAAGAGAAAAAAAUAUAAGUAUUUAACUACAAGUGCUAAAGCAUUGGAAGAUUUAGGGAUAGACUCUCUGGAGGUUGAUAAUCCCGAGUACCAAAAAUUAGUCAGUGGUGAAUUCUACCUUGAGAAUGAAGACUUCCAAGAAAAGGGAUAUCCAUUUCCAUACUCACAAGCAUAUGCUGGGUGGCAAUUUGGACAAUUUGCCGGUCAAUUAGGAGAUGGAAGAGUUGUGAAUUUGUUUGAAGUUCCCAAGAAUGUGAAGGACAAGACCAACAGACACAAAUAUGAAUUGCAAUUAAAAGGAGCUGGAAUGACUCCAUAUUCUAGGUUUGCUGAUGGUAAGGCGGUCAUAAGAUCGUCGAUUCGAGAAUAUAUUAUAUCUGAGCAUUUAAAUGCUGUGGGUAUUCCAACGACAAGGGCUUUAUCAUUAUCAUAUCUUCCUGAGACCUUUGCGCAACGUCAUAGGGCAGAAAAAUGUGCAAUUGUUUCAAGAUUUGCUGAGCUGUGGGUGAGAUUAGGUACGUUUGACCUUUAUAGGUGGAGAAGUGAUAGAAAUGGUAUAAAGGAAUUAUCCGAUUACGUUAUAAAUGAAUUAUUCACAAUUGAUGGUGAAAAAUUCGGUUUCUUAAAUAAGAUUCUAGCAGAAAGAGAUGAUUUUUUUGAUAAUAGUAAAGAAACUAUCGGAGAUCUUACAGAUUAUGACAAAAUGUAUUUGGAGACUAUUGUAAGGAAUGCAUCUACCACUGCCAUUUGGCAAUCUUACGGCUUUUUGAACGGUGUAUUGAAUACUGAUAACACAUCAGUCCUUGGCCUUGCCAUUGAUUUUGGACCUUUUUCAAUAAUGGAUAAGUUCGAUCCAAACUAUACUCCAAAUUCGGAAGAUCAUGAACUUAGAUAUAGUUACCGUAACACCCCUACCGCAAUUUGGUGGAAUUUAACUAGAAUGGGUGAAAACCUUGCAGAAUUAAUUGGGGCUGGGCCUGAGAUAUUAAAUGACCAAUUUUUUAAGGAAAAUGGUAUCAAAAAUGAAUGGGAAGAUAGAAUUAUUACAAGAGCAACAAAGGUAAUUGAAGCAGGUGGUGAACUUUAUCAGUAUGCAUUUACCAAAAAGCAUGUUGAAACUAUUUUCAAAAGAUUAGGCUUAGAUUCAUCUUUGAUAAACGUCAAAGAUCCUGAAGUCAAUUACAAGGAAUUGAUAGAUCCCAUGUUAGAUAUGUUGCAUAAGGUACAGUGCGAUUUCAACAAGUUUUUCCUUAUAUUACAAAGCUCCGAUUUAGAAGAAGGUUAUGAUGCAAAGCAAAUCGCAGAAUCCAUUCUUUUGCCUGGCCAUAAUGCUUCAGAAAGCAAGUAUUCUACUCAAGAAUUGAUUGAUCAAAUUUGUAAUUGGUUAAAGAUUUACGAUGGCUAUAUACUAAAAUCAGGUAACUCCAAACGGAAAUCGAUUAGCAAAUAUUCUAACCCACUAUUUUUACCACGUAAUUGGAUUUUGAAUCAAGUCAUUGAAUUUACAGAAGAUACCAAUGCUGAAGACUUGUCGUACUUGAAAAAGCUUGAAAAGAUGUGCUUCAAUCCAUACGAUAAAUCAAAAUGGGGAAAUGAAUUGAAAGAAUUAGAGCAAGAGUGGUUGUUGCAAAGUGAUAUAGGUACCAAUUACUCAAUGCUUCAAUGUAGCUGUUCCAGUUAG
Messenger RNA from Debaryomyces fabryi, 1908 nucleotides. RefSeq lists its product as uncharacterized. Bases 1 to 1908 code for a protein of 635 amino acids. The record is from RefSeq and is a predicted model, not a curated record. NCBI's taxonomy places the organism in Eukaryota, Fungi, Ascomycota, Pichiomycetes, Serinales, Debaryomycetaceae. The transcript has a single exon.